Lycium barbarum (goji berry) is the source of this 1254-nucleotide messenger RNA. RefSeq lists its product as uncharacterized. The transcript is spliced from 6 exons. NCBI's taxonomy places the organism in Eukaryota, Viridiplantae, Streptophyta, Magnoliopsida, Solanales, Solanaceae. The coding region runs from base 208 to 1254 and encodes 348 amino acids. The record is from RefSeq and is a predicted model, not a curated record.
ACUUCUCAUAUGUCUUUCUUGUGUUUUUCAGCUUGCUGGAAGCCAUUGAUUACAUUCUUGAAGGUGCCCAGAACCUGGUUAUACCAAUUCAAAACUACAGGAGCACCCCUUCGAGGAAAAACCUUUUGAGUAAAGCAUCAUCUCUGAGUCCCACGAAUCACAACGGUGUUGAAUACUGCAAGGCAUAGGUAAUUGACACUUAAGAAUAUGAGUGAUUCGCCAUCAUCAUUUUCCGGUGUUCCUUGUACUCCUACUACUCCAAGUACUCCAGAUAUCUCUAUUGGGUCUACUAGCGGCUCAUCGUCAUCUAGUCGGUUGGUCAUCUCAGUUGUAGGAGAAAAGUUUGUUCCUAAUGGUCAUUCUAUUUCGAAGAGCAUCACAGAAACAUUCAAGGAACGACAAGACGCUACUGGUUACUCAUGGAAGGAUGUUAGUGAAUCGACUCGUAAAUUCUAUUGGCAUGAAUUUGUGAAAUUAUAUCAGUGGAACCCUUCUGAGACUACCGUAAUCGAACACACCUGGGGUAAAGUGGCAUCCACCUUAUACUCUAAGAAAUUGCACCGUUGGCGAAAACGUCCCAGACCUACUUUUGUUCCAGAAGAUGUAUGGGAAAGCUGGAAGACAUAUUGGGCCUCUGACAAUGAGACUGGUGGUCCAGGAACUGGUCCAAGCAAGCAUACUGGUGGUUCUAAAUCAACAGUGGAGCAUACUAUAAAAUUGGCAAUAGACCUACGUCGUCCUGCAAAUUCAUGGGAUGUCUUUAAGAAGCUGCACAAAAGAAAGGAUGGCAGCUUUGUUGAUCCCAAGUCUAAGAGCAUUAAUGAUGAAAUGGAGGCUAGGGUGGCUGCUGCUAUAAGCUCAUCAGAUGAUUCACAAGAAGUUCAAGAACUCGAUGUAAAUAGCAUAUACUUGGAUGUUGUGGGUGGAGAGAAAAAACGACGUGUGUAUGGAUUGGGCUCUCAAGCUUUGACUAUGUAUAAAGAUUAUAAUUCUGCCACUUCAUGCAAUAUAGUGACUGAUCGUGCUGCUGAUCAAGAGCGCAUCAAAUUACUUGAGGAAGAGAUGUUGCGAAUGAAAGAAAAUCAAGAGAGGAUUCUUCAAGAGGCGGAAGUGCAACAACGCGUAGAGAAGGAGGUCUCGGAUCGGUUUAAGUCUAUGGAGGAUCGAUGGUCUCACAUGAUGAGCGUGAUGGGUUUAUCUUCUCGCUCAUCUGGUAGUACUACUCUCCCUAACAGGGACUCACCAAAUGCUUAA